UAUUACUUUAAUCGUAUUAUUUAAUUACUUCAUUUCUCUUUGUACUUUCCUUGUCUAGAUUCUGUCUCUCUCUCUGCUAGCAACUCUCUCUCACACAAGCAGGAGAGAAGUGAAUAAUCAAUGGCGAGUUGCUUCAGCUACGUCUCUUCUCGUAACAAAUGUUACCAGUACAGCUUCUCUCGCGCCGGUCUCCGAUCAUCGGCCACCGAUCUCGGCGACGGCACAGUCGUCCAUUGCUGGGUCCCACAGACCCACAACAACGCCAAGCGCACGCUCCUCCUUCUCCACGGGAUCGGAGCUAACGCCAUGUGGCAGUGGGACCGCUUCAUCGACCGGUUUAUCCCCCGGUUCAACGUCUACGUACCGGACCUCAUCUUCUUCGGCGACUCGCACACGACUCGGUCAGACCGGUCCGAGUCGUUCCAGGCGAGUUGCGUCAUGAAGGCGAUGGACGCUCACGGCGUUGGGACCAUGACGGUGGCCGGGCUCAGCUACGGCGGGUUUGUGGCGUAUUCCAUGGCGGCGCAGUUCAAAGAGAGGAUAGAUCGAGUUGUGCUAAUAUGCGCCGGGGUAGCUCUGGAGGAGAAAGACGUGGAGGAAGGGAUGUUUAAAGUGAAGAGCGCGGAGGAGGCGGCGAACAUUCUGUUUCCUCAGUCUCCGUCGAUGCUCCGGCGACUUCUCCAGUUAUCUUUCUACAAGCCUCCGAUUUGGAUACCCUCUUGCUUUGCCAUGGACUACAUUCAUGUAAUGUGUAGAGAUUAUCUUCAAGAAAGGAAAGAACUUGUGGAAGCUCUGCAUAAGGGUAGAAGAUUCGCCAAUCUUCCAAAGAUUUCACAGCCUACACUGAUGAUAUGGGGAGAGCAAGAUCAAGUUUUUCCAGUGGAAUUGGCACAUCGAUUGAAAAGACACUUAGGGGAAAACAGAGCACAGUUAGUGCUACUAAAGAAGACAGGACAUGCGAUUAAUGAAGAGAAACCAAAGGAGAUGUACAGACACAUGAAGUCUUUUCUUUGCACAGACGCGAUGAUUCCUCCAAAUGACAAUGCAAACGCUAAGAGGCUCAUGUUAGCAAGCUUGAUAUCCCCAAAUCAGACCAACAAGUGAUGAUGUUACUCAUUUCCCAUAAUCAUGUUUAGCUUAUCUUGUCACUAAAUGUGAUUACUGAUUAUUAUUAUAUUCAAUAUUCAAUAUUAAGACAUCGCUUCAGGUAUGAAUGAAAACAAGAAUCCUUUUUUAAUCUCUCGAG
Thlaspi arvense is the source of this 1246-nucleotide messenger RNA. NCBI's taxonomy places the organism in Eukaryota, Viridiplantae, Streptophyta, Magnoliopsida, Brassicales, Brassicaceae. The record is from the annotation of a GenBank genome assembly.